This is a messenger RNA of Knipowitschia caucasica, 2139 nucleotides long. Lineage: Eukaryota; Metazoa; Chordata; Actinopteri; Gobiiformes; Gobiidae. The record is from the annotation of a GenBank genome assembly.
AUGCUACACCACCAUCAGCUACACCACCAUCAGCUACACCACCAUCUGCUACACCACCAUCAGCUACACCACCAUCAGCUACACCACCAUCAGCUACACCACCACCUGCUACACCACCAUCAGCUACACCACCAUCAGCUACACCCCCAUCUGCUACACCACUACCUGCUACACCACCAUCAGCUACACCACCAUCAGCUACACCACCACCUGCUACACCACCAUCAGCUACACCACCACCAUCAGCUACACCACCAUCUGCUACACCCCCAUCAGCUACACCCCAUCAGCUACACCCCCAUCAGCUACACCCCCAUCAGCUACACCCCCAUCAGCUACACCCCCAUCAGCUACACCCCCAUCAGCUACACCCCCAUCAGCUACACCACCACCUGCUACACCACCAUCAGCUACACCACCAUCAGCUACACCACCAUCUGCUACACCACCAUCAGCUACACCACCACCUGCUACACCACCAUCAGCUACACCACCAUCAGCUACACCCCCAUCUGCUACACCACCACCUGCUACACCACCAUCAGCUACACCACCAUCAGCUACACCACCACCUGCUACACCACCAUCAGCUACACCACCACCAUCAGCUACACCACCAUCUGCUACACCCCCAUCAGCUACACCCCCAUCAGCUACACCCCCAUCAGCUACACCCCCAUCAGCUACACCCCCAUCAGCUACACCCCCAUCAGCUACACCACCACCUGCUACACCACCAUCAGCUACACCACCAUCAGCUACACCACCAUCAGCUACACCACCACCUGCUACACCACCAUCAGCUACACCACCACCAUCAGCUACACCCCCAUCAGCUACACCCCCAUCAGCUACACCCCCAUCAGCUACACCCCCAUCUGCUACACCACCAUCAGCUACACCACCACCAUCAGCUACACCACCAUCAGCUACACCACCAUCAGCUACACCCCCAUCUGCUACACCCCCAUCAGCUACACCCCCAUCAGCUACACCCCCAUCAGCUACACCACCACCUGCUACACCACCACCUGCUACACCACCAUCAGCUACACCACCCCCAUCUGCUACACCACCAUCUGCUACACCACCCCCAUCUGCUACACCACCCCCAUCAGCUACACCACCAUCUGCUACACCACCACCACCAACAGUUUCACCUCCAGCGCCCUCAUCAGCAACGUUUAUUAUUCCUGCUGCUGGGACGUAGGUGUGGUGAGGCCGGGUGCUUUUCCUUCCGAGAGCACGCAGGCCAGAGAGCAUUGUUGUAAGGGGAAGUGCACGAGUCCGGAGUUUGAGGGUACUGAGACCUGCCGCAGACUCAGACCUGCCUCAGACUCAGACCUGCCUCAGACUCAGACCUGCCUCAGACUCAGACCUGCCUCAGACUCAGACCUGCCUCAGACUCAGACCUGCCUCAGACUCAGACCUGCCUCAGACUCAGACCUGCCUCAGACUCAGACCUGCCUCAGACUCAGACCUGCCUCAGACUCAGACCUGCCUCAGACCUCAGCCUCUCAGACCAGACCUGCCUCAGACUCAGACCUGCCUCAGACUCAGACCUGCCUCAGACUCAGACCUGCCUCAGACUCAGACCUGCCUCAGACUCAGACCUGCCUCAGACUCAGACCUGCCUCAGACUCAGACCUGCCUCAGACUCAGACCUGCCUCAGACUCAGACCUGCCUCAGACUCAGACCUGCCUCAGACUCAGACCUGCCGCAGACUCAGACCUGCCGCAGACUCAGACCUGCCUCAGACUCAGACCUGCCUCAGACUCAGACCUGCCGCAGACUCAGACCUGCCGCAGACUCAGACCUGCCGCAGACUCAGACCUGCCUCAGACUCAGACCUGCCUCAGACUCAGACCUGCCUCAGACUCAGACCUGCCUCAGACUCAGACCUGCCUCAGACUCAGACCUGCCUCAGACUCAGACCUGCCUCAGACUCAGACCUGCCUCAGACUCAGACCUGCCUCAGACCUGCCUCAGACUCAGACCUGCCUCAGACUCAGACCUGCCUCAGACUCAGACCUGCCUCAGACUCAGACCUGCCUCAGACUCAGACCUGCCUCAGACUCAGACCUGCCUCAGACUCAGACCUGCCUCAGACUCAGGCCCCGACUCCACCGGGCGCGUAA